AUAAUAUGUUCGUACUUCGUAUCAUUAAUUAUUCCAUAGUACUUAGCUAGCUACAUAAUUAUAUACUAAUCUGUGAUAGUACUCUGUGCCAAAGAGUAAAAUAACUUGCUUACACAACUCUGUGCAUUAAAUCAAUCAAUCAACUGUUCUUAUGUCGAUGUCUAAUCAAAAAAAAUACGGUCUUAUCGUCAGAGAGAAUUCAAAGCCUAAAUCUCUGGCAUUUGAAGCUUCUCGCAAUGUUUUCGGAAGUGAUGCAGAUUCGGAUGAUGAUAAAGGAACGAAGCCGGUUCUGUUGCAGCCUAGUGCUAACAUUAAUAGACAGGCCAAAGUUACUCAAGAGAAAGCUAUCACAGAAGAUCCUACAGUUUAUCAAUAUGACGAAAUAUAUGAUUCUAUGUCAAGAGAAAAAACGAAUAAGCAAAGUAAAACCCAAGAAGAAAAAAAACCAAGAUAUAUAGAAAAUUUAAUUAAAACUGCUAACAAAAGAAAAUUAGAAAAUGAACGUCGAAUUGAACGCCAGAUUCAGAAAGAAAGAGAAAAGGAAGGUGAUGAAUUCGCUGAUAAAGAAGUUUUUGUUACUUCAGCAUACAAGAAAAAACUUGAAGAGUUACGAGAAGAAGAAGAAAAAGAAAAAUAUGAAGCUUAUUUGGAAAGCAUUGGAGAUGUUACUCAACAGAAAGAUUUAGGUGGAUUCUAUAGACAUUUAUAUGAGCAAAAACUAGGACCCGAUAAAGUAGUGGAAGGUAAGAAGAAUGUAAGCAACAAAGAUGUGCAACCUAUAACAGAAAAUAAAAAAGAAGAAAUAACGAAAUUGGAACAACAACAACAGAACAUAGAACAACCCGAGUCAUCUAAGAAGAGUCAACAAAGCAAACAAAGAAAUUAUAGAAAAAGAAAAACUUCUAAUGACAUAAAAUUAUCUGAAGGAGAAAUUGAAGAUACUGAUGAUGAAAUAAAGUUUUCUAAUUUAAACGAUGUAAAAAUUUACAAGAAAGCAAGAGCCAAUGAAAAUAUUGAUGCUGAUUCAGAUUUUUCUAUUGAUGAGUCAAGUGAUGAAGAAUCUAACAAAAAAGAUGGGACUGAAGUGUCCAACAAAAAUCCAGAGGUCAAAAAAAAUAAUCAGGAAAGCCCUAAAGAACAAAUUUUACUAAAAGAAGAAAAGUUAUUAGAUUCAGAAAAAUUAGAAAAGUCAAAACCAAAAGUAGACAUAUGGAAAAAAAGAACUGUUGGGGAUGUUUUUGAACAGGCUUUAAAGAGGUAUUAUGAGAGGAAAGCUUCUAGAGGUGGUUAAAAUUAAUUAUGUAAAUAAUAAACAUUUUUUCGCACA
Melitaea cinxia (Glanville fritillary) is the source of this 1327-nucleotide messenger RNA. Its product is annotated as nuclear speckle splicing regulatory protein 1. Gene Ontology annotation, biological process: regulation of alternative mRNA splicing, via spliceosome. The transcript is spliced from 6 exons. The record is from RefSeq and is a predicted model, not a curated record. Lineage: Eukaryota; Metazoa; Arthropoda; Insecta; Lepidoptera; Nymphalidae. The coding region runs from base 152 to 1291 and encodes 379 amino acids.